CUCAUCUGCCACACUUCCUCAGCUCCAUUACUCUGCCCUGCAAUAACACUACCGGCAACAAAUCCAUCCGGUCCAGACAAGAAUCUUCGCUGGUUUAGAAAUAUCGAGCCUAUAUAUCGUAUUCGUCGGUGGGAAGUGUAUAAUAAACCCCGCAACAUCGAAGCCGUCCUCAGCGCGCCCUUCCUUCGGAUUGCCAAGUCCCGAUCCAAUACGAUGAAGAUGCCUUGGACGCAUUCAGUCCUGCCCAUACUUCUGAUAGCUUUUGUCCUGCAGAAGGGAGCAACACUAACGGAAGGAGCCGAUGGUGACGGGUUCGUUACGACCAGCGGGGUUCAUUUCAUGCUGAAUGGGAGCCCGUUCUAUGCGAACGGGUUCAAUGCCUACUGGUUGAUGCUCUUCGGCUCCGACCCGUCUCAGCGAUCCAAAGUCCCCUCCGCGUUUCAGGAAGCAACCUCCCAUGGCCUCACUAUGGCCCGCACUUGGGCCUUCAGCGACGGCGGUAAUUACUCCCCGCUUCAGUACUCCCCUGGCUCCUACAACGAGAAGAUGUUCCAGGGAUUGGAUUUUGUGGUGUCGGAAGCAAGAAAGUCCGGAAUAAAGCUUGUGCUCAGUUUCGUGAACAACUACGAGACUCUGGGAGGGAAGAAGCAGUAUGUGGAGUGGGCCAGAAGCCAGGGGCAGUCCAUUUCGUCCGAGGACGAUUUCUUCACCAAUCCUUUGGUCAAGACUUUCUACAAAAAUCAUAUCAAGACCGUGCUUACUAGGAGGAACACGGUGACGGGAAUUGCUUACAAGGAUGAUCCCACCAUUAUGGCUUGGGAGCUGAUGAAUGAGGUCAGAUGCCCUUCAGACCAAUCUGGGAAGACCGUCCAGGCUUGGAUCACGGAGAUGGCUAGUUACGUGAAGUCAAUCGAUGGGAACCACAUGCUAGAGGCCGGGCUGGAAGGUUUUUACGGGCAAUCAUCAGCUCAGAAGCAGCAAAAUAAUCCUUACUUCCUUGUGGGAACCGACUUCAUCCAGAACAAUCAGAUCCCGGGGAUCGAUUUUGCCACUGUCCACUCGUAUCCCGAUCAGUGGCUAAAUGCAUCAGACUACGAGAACCAGCUCUCAUUCCUGAACAACUGGGUGACCACUCACAUCCACGACGCCCAGAACAUUCUCCGAAAGCCGCUCCUCUUCGCAGAGUUCGGGAAGUCAUCGAAGGAGUCAGGUUACAGUCCUUCUCAAAGAGACCAGUUCUUCGAGACAGUCUACUCGGCGAUCUAUUCAUCGGCCAGCAGCGGCGGGGCUGCAGCAGGGAGCAUGUUCUGGCAGCUCCUGACCGAAGGGAUGGAUUCCUACAGGGACGGGUAUGAAGUUGUCCUGAGUGAGAGCCCCUCGACGGCGAACUUGAUCAUGGCGCAGUCGAAGCAGCUGAGGAGGAUAACGAAGAUGUACGCGAGGCUGAGGAAUGUCGAGAUUUGGAGGAGAGUUAAUGAAAAUGGAGGGAAGAUAUAGGAAUUAUAUAGUGAAUCGAAGAGCGCAUUUGACAUGAGACAGCAAUCAUCAGCAGCUUAUUGAAGCACGACUUAAAUAUAUAUAUAUAUAUAUAGAUCCACUGUAAUGGAUUAGCUACCUUACCUUAACAACUAUAAAGUCUUAAUUAAUCGUUAUUUAUACUACACUGUGAAGAAGAACUAGUAUAAGCAAAACUUCGAUCCACAACUCAC
Punica granatum (pomegranate) is the source of this 1709-nucleotide messenger RNA. The record is from RefSeq and is a predicted model, not a curated record. Lineage: Eukaryota; Viridiplantae; Streptophyta; Magnoliopsida; Myrtales; Lythraceae.